Molecule: messenger RNA, 4960 nt
Organism: Dermacentor albipictus
Lineage: Eukaryota; Metazoa; Arthropoda; Arachnida; Ixodida; Ixodidae
Biological process (GO): protein processing
Cellular component (GO): plasma membrane
Molecular function (GO): metalloendopeptidase activity
Source: RefSeq, a predicted model, not a curated record
CUGCACAACGCCCAGGAGUACGGUUUCUCCGCAUCAUUGAAACGUAGAGGUGUCUCUGAUGAGUCUAUUUCUUACCGCGAAAUCUACCAGCGUAUCUCCUCUAUUAUUCCAAAUAUGAAUGUCGCGGUGUCCAAUAGCUUAUUCCGCCACUCACUUUUUCUCCCUUUUGCAUUGAAGUAACCCGUCACUAGAGUAUACUGAAUUUGCAACUUUCUCAUUGUUAGUACAAGAUCUUCUUAAAACUGUUCUUUUCUUCAUUAUGACCGGAGCUUGGAGCCUAGACAUGAGCCAGCGCUUGGGUAACCACCACCACCAUCAUCAUCAUCAACAGCAGCCAGUGCACUGCACGUUCUCACGCCUUCUCCGCGAGGAACCUCGUCUCGUGCCGUGUUCCCGGUCUGAUUUCGAGCGCUCCACAGCACAGCCGACUUCGUCGCAUACAUGGAAGACCAGGGCGCCGACGCGGGCAGCAAGCGCCGGAAGUCCUCGCUUUACAAGAGCCAGAAGCAGCCCUCAGCCAGAGCCGCGGCUAUGAGGGCGUCCAUAGUGCCAGAAGCAGAAGUACGCGUCUUCAGGCCACCGAAUAAACCCAGCUUCGAUGAUAGACAGCAACCUGAGACCGAGGGCUUCUCCCCUUCCGGCGUCACUAACCAUCGGGCAUUGUCCAGGUGGCGCAGCACAUCUGUCGGUAGCCUCAGCGAAGGCCGCGGAGGCGCGAAGUUCGGAGAAAUGUCCAGGCGGCGCAGAUCAUCCGCCGGUAGCCUCAGCGAAGGCAGCGAAGGUGUGAGGCGAACGUCUGCUGGGUCCGUUUUGGGAAUUCGUUCCUCGGGUCAUUCAUGGAAGGGGCCAAAUGUCGCGGAUGGCGGUGCGACUUCCCCGGACCUAAAAGGCAACGUCAUAGUGGCGCCUGCGGAACUGAUGGCGCUUCGCCGGUCCUCAGAGAGGCGCGACAGCAAGCGCCAAAGUACUGCUUUGAAAACUUCGUUGUCGUCGUCGUCGUCGUCAUCGUCAUCCUCGAAGAGGAAACGGACCAAACACGAAGGAGCCAAACAGGAAGCGACUGCCGAAGCUCGCGCUGAGAAAGAUGCUACCAAACCUGCAACGAGCAGCUCUUCGGGAAAGACUGAGCACAAUGAGGCGGCUGGUCACACAGAACCGAGGCCAAGCUCCUAUGCAGCCAGAUCCAAGGGCCUGCCCGAGAGGGAUGCGAACGCCAUAACACAGGCCGAGAAAGGUCAUGCCAAGCCCAGAACAAGCAGCCUCUCAGAAGCGACACGUAGAGCAUCGACGGCUUCGACAACUGGACCGUGUGCACUAGGAGCUGCAGUGUCCGCGCCACAGGACCAAGUCCGACCUGCUGCCCCGGCGCCCGUGGUUGCUAAGAUCACCGGGACAACAGUUGAUCCUGCCUCCACGAAGGAAAGCCACCAGUCUUCGUCAUCGACAACAAUGCCUGGCGUGACGGCGUCCAAGGACCAUGCGUCGUCUACAUCCCACAAACGACGGGCUUCCUCCAGCAGACGGUAUUCCUCUAGACGGAUUUCCACAAGCGCGGCAUCUGAUGGUCCAGCUGUAGCGGCGGUGAGCCAUGGCCAAGCUCCUGCUCAUGCACCGGGAGAGGAGGAGGUCAUUUCCAAGGCGCCAAGUUCGGCGCUGGCUCCACAUAGCAAACCACCGGACACAACGAUUGCUGACUCGACGACCAGAUCUCAAAACCAGCCGACUUGGUCGGUCGCCGCCCCGGUUGGCAUUGCCGUUCCUGCAGUGAGCCAGGAAGUUGUUCCACAUACGUCGCGUAACGGGAAGGCCACCGAGGCGGCAGCCUAUGCUUCAGCUCCGUGGAAGGUCCAGUGUGCCGUCCCGUCAGCGACGUCUAGCGGCGAGGACGACAAGAUGGCGAGCCGAGACAAGGACGUAGCCGGAGGCGGGAAGGCUGCCGUGGAUCAGCAAACGCACCAGCCACCAGCCCCGCGGCAAGAAACGCAUCCAGAGCCACCGAAGCUAGCGCAAACGCAUCGCAGAAGUCUCGGUGAACAAAUGCGAGGUGUGCCGAAGGAGGCUAAGGCAGACGACACAGGGAUAUCUACAGGGCCGGCCAACGAAACGCACCUGGCGUCCCCCGUGGAUGCUCAAGGGAAGGAUGCCAUCGGCUCCACGGCUCAAUGGUCAUUUUAUGCCAUGAACGUGUCGUUCGUGACGGAGGUCGACGAGCGACAGCAGCAUCUCCUGCAAGCCGUCAUGAUCUGCGUGUGCGCGGUCAUGCUCUCGCUGCUGGUCACCGGCGUGCUGCUCAUGCUUUACGCCAAGUCCGGCACGUCGCCCCUGGACUGCGAGACGGCCGAGUGCCUCGCGGCGCGCGACUACCUGGCCGGUCUGAUCAACGCCACCGGGGACGCGUGCGGCGAUUUCUACGGCUACGUCUGCGACUCGUGGAUCGCGCGCGGAGAGGGCGGCGGGAGCCUUCGCCGGGACAGCGUGGAGGCGACCGAGGCCAGGGUCAGCGAGUUUCUCCGGAGCCAAGACAAGGCGGAAGAUGUUCCGGCAGAUCUGCGUCUGGCACGCAUCGUCUACCGGGAGUGCCAUCGAUACGCGUCGGUGUGUUGCGACCCGGCCGCGUUCCCUGCAACGCUCGAGUCGGCGCGGAGCCAGCUGAAAUGGACCGAGAUCCGCGACUCGAGCAGCUACGACAAGCUCGUCGAGCUCCUGGUGCGGACGUCGCUGCUCGUCGGUUUCCACACGGUGCUCAUCAUCGAACUCUUCACCGAGGACAGCGACGCCGUGCUGCGGCUUUCGAGCGGAACGUCGCUGCUCCACAAGCUCACGACCACCGGCGACCGCCGCGAUCUGGUGUCCAGUCUGCGAAGCGUCGGGAAAUACGAUGACCGGGGCCUCAACACGAUCCUGGAGAUGGACGACCUAGUCAAGGGCCCACUUGACGCCAACCGGAACUCCACUCGAAGCGCGGAAGAAGGCGAUGUGAAUGGGCCCUUGGAGGAGUUUCUAGACGAGCUCGUCCCCGGCGUGAAGGCGACAGCAUGGGCCCGAAAGGUUGAAGACGUGCUCGUGCGUUUUGGAAAGAAAGGUUUGUUCUUGUCGGACAUCGCUAUAGCCAAUGAAGCAACUGGCUUCCGGCGGGCGUUCCGCGAAAUGACCUCCAACGGCGGCAUCCAGCAAACCGCGUUGUACCUGGCCUCGCAUCUGGAUGCCGAAAUACUCUCGCUGGAGCUGUCCAGAAGCCGCCUGUCGCUGGUUCCCGAACACGAGGAGCGAUUUUGCGUCGCCCUGGUGCAGAGAACCUUGGCCUCUUUGUGGCCGCGGUACGUGGCGAGCGCCCUGCAGGUUCGCCGAACUGAGGACGUCGUCGAGGCCAUGUUCGACCAACUGAAAGAGACAUCGCACGACACCGCCAUGCUCAAGUGGCUCACCACGUCGUUGCGCCAGGCCGCCCACGAGAAGAUCAGAACGGUGGGACUCGUCGUUACCUCCCGAGAUAUGCCGUCGAUGGCUGCGUCGAUCAACGACGGCGCGAACCGCUACGCUCGAGUGGUCGACGACCUCGCCGAGUGGAACGCCAGCUUCGUCGAGCUCUUCGUCAAGGUCACGGCGUUCGUUCACGGAGUUCGCCUUCACAGUCCCCCGACCCGAGAGGAGCUACUGGUCCCGCUCUGGGAGCGGCGCGGCGAGCUGGCGUACUCGUGGUCCACGACGGCCGUCGUGGUUCCCACGCUGUACCAGCAGGCCCCGUACUUGUACCCGGCCGGCGUGCCGGCGCACUUCAACUACGCCACGGUCGGGGCGCUGUUGGCCACAGCUAUAGCGGAGGUCGUCGCGCCGGUUCUUUUGUCAGCGAAGGAGUCGAGAAGAGACUCCCACCGACACAGCGACGCCUGGUGGACUCGAGGAGCGAUGCGUCAGUACCGAAUCAGCGCCGCGUGCCUGGAACGGCUGCACAACCACCUGGGUCUGCAGCGCCGGGUCAGCGGCGACGGCGGUGAGCGGCAGCGUCACGAGAUGGUGCUCCGCGCACAGGGCCUGCGGCUCGCGUAUGACGCCCUGGUGGCGAGCUACGGCAGAUCGGCUGCCGGCCGCGACUUUCGAAAGCAGUGGCCCGAGGCCCAGGCGGCGUUCUUCGCCCGCUUCUGCCUGCUCUCCUGUGACGCGGACCAGAGCCCGAGUCCGCUGUCUCCGCGCGCCAGCUGCCUGCUGCCGCUGCACAACAUGCCGGAGUUCGGCGCCGCCUUCGGCUGCACUUCCCGGGAGGAAUUCGUCGCACAGCAGUGCCUGGCUUAGGAAACAAACAGCCGCGGAUUACAGAAACUGAACCGCGCCCCAAUCUGAACUUUGGGCACGUGGUUAUUUCGAACAUAACCACGUGAACUGUGCAUACAUAGCACCACGCUUAUGCCUUCUUUAGCGAUUAGUAACUUUGCCUCAAGGACGUUUCGAUGAAGUUUAUUGUGCCAGGAUAGUUAUACCACUUUCGAGCAUUAGCAUCCAUUCAGCGACCAGAUUUUACUGCGGAGUUGCCCCGCAAGAUACGUUUGUGCAUCCCUUCUUUUGUAGGGACAGACAUUUUUAUGUUCUGGACGAAUGACUGGUAUUCCUGGAGCGGCUUGUCGCUGUUGCGCAGUUUCACAUGUUUCAAAAGCCGUCGCCAUUUGUAGGGAGACUUUCUUCAUUCUGUUGGUCUCUCAUGCACAGCACCCCUUGCGGGCUGUGGUUAUGGAAGGUUUGAAUGUACUGGAUGUUUAAAUGCGAGAAGAUUUAGCAGGUCCUUACACGUAUUCUUGCUGCGCGCCGGGUUGUGUUCUCCAGUGCGUGCGAUAUUUGGUGCACGCGUAUCGUCGCUCUCAUGCUGAAUUAUGCCUUAGUGAAUCGCGGAUUUCGGGAGCCGCCAGUUUGGUUUGGAGAGCGGGAUGAUCGCUGUAGCGUCAAUAAACGGUAGUCCUUUGAUUACUAA